CAGACAGACUACUAGUGGAGAAACCAUCCAAGCUAGCCAUGCAUCGGUCCACACCUUUCCCCUUCUGGACAUCCAAAUUCACAAGCUCCAUGCCUUUCCAUCCACCACUGAAGUCUAUAAAUAGAACAACAUUGAAGUCCAUUCCUCACCGAACAAAAGAACACCAUCACUUGCCUUCAAAUGGCUUCCUCAAACCUCCGCUCUUCCCUCCUCCAACUCCUCCAAGUCCUCCUCAUCCUUCUCGCACCAGCAUCAGCUGCUGACUCCAAUCUCUUCAGGGAAUACAUCGGAGCCGAGUUCGAUGGCGUCCGGUUCUCCGAUGUCCCCAUCAACCCUGGUGUCGAAUUCCACUUCAUCCUCUCCUUUGCAAUAGACUACACCUCCGAUUCCCCGACUCCUACUAAUGGUCGGUUCAACAUCUUCUGGGACACCGACAACCUCUCCCCCUCGCAGGUAGCUGCCAUCAAGCAGAGCCAUGGCAAUGUUAAGGUUGCACUCAGCCUUGGUGGAGAUAGUGUUGGCAGUGGCUCAGCAUAUUUCCAGCCAUCUUCCAUAGAUUCUUGGGUCCGCAAUGCUGUCAGUUCGCUGACAAGAAUCAUCAAACAGUACCAUUUGGAUGGUAUUGAUAUUGACUAUGAGCACUUCCAUGCCGAUCCCGAUACCUUCGCAGAGUGUAUUGGGCAGUUAGUGACGAGGCUAAAGAACAAUGGUGUCAUCUCAUUUGCUUCCAUUGCUCCUUAUGAUGAUGAUGAAGUCCAGAGCCAUUACUUGGCCUUGUGGAGGAAGUAUGGGCAUGUCAUAGACUAUGUCAACUUCCAAUUCUAUGCCUACGAUUCAAGCACAACGGUAUCUCAGUUUCUGAGCUAUUUCGCACAACAGAGCUCCAAUUACAAUGGAGGGAAAGUAUUGGCAAGUUUUGCGACAGAUGGAAGUGGAGGGUUAUCGCCAGAAAACGGCUUCUUCCGUGCAUGCAACACUCUCAGGAAGCAGGGGAAGCUUCAUGGCAUCUUUGUUUGGUCUGCAGAUGACUCCAUGAGCGAUGGUUUCCCCUACGAGAAGGAGUCGCAAAACAUGCUGGCGAGCUCUCAUUAAUCUCAGUUAACGUAUAAAGUUUCAGCUAUCAUGCAUGAAGUGCUGUAAUUGGUGUUCUUGCGAAAGGUGUUGAACCGAAAAUAGUAAACUAUACAUGGAGUGAAUGAAGAAAGCCUGUAAUUUGGUAUAAAUUAGUAUUAUGAAGAAAGAGUGCUGCUUCAAAUUUAAGGUCUGCCAUAGAUUUCUUCUUUCCUUUUCAAGGUUCGAUAUAGGUCUGUGUUCAUGUUUUCCAUAAACCUUGUGGUUAAUUAAAUCCU
Elaeis guineensis (African oil palm) is the source of this 1349-nucleotide messenger RNA. RefSeq names its product chitinase 2-like. Gene Ontology annotation, molecular function: hydrolase activity, hydrolyzing O-glycosyl compounds. The record is from RefSeq and is a predicted model, not a curated record. Gene Ontology annotation, biological process: carbohydrate metabolic process. Lineage: Eukaryota; Viridiplantae; Streptophyta; Magnoliopsida; Arecales; Arecaceae.